Molecule: messenger RNA, 1158 nt
Organism: Sabethes cyaneus
Lineage: Eukaryota; Metazoa; Arthropoda; Insecta; Diptera; Culicidae
Exons: 3
Coding region: 187-1158 (323 amino acids)
Source: RefSeq, a predicted model, not a curated record
ACCUUUGUGCGUUGUCUGACGAGUUAACGAACCUGUCCUACUACUGCUGCUACUGCUGCACCACUCAACGGUUGCAGGUCGGUUCGCGUUCCAUCAGUCGAUUCGUCCUUCGAGUGAAGAUACUGAAAAUACACGGUUUUAUUUCCAGUGACAACCGAUUGUGCCAGUGCCAGUGUAUAUCAAGAGAUGGAUAGUUUUUUGGGAAACUCCGAUAGUGCUAAAGUGAUUCCAAAGGAUUUGGCUGACAUGUCGAAGGAACAGUUUGCUAAUGCGGAUUUAUUCGCAGACCACUCCCGUUUUCCAAUGGCAGAGGAAAAAUCUGACAUUUCACAGAAGUUUGCUGCGGCCGAGGCGAACCUGCUGGGUGAUUCUUUCUCCAUGCCACCGGUUUCGUCCGCUUUGAUAGAUAAUAAGCUUUUAACGCAGGAACGAGAUAAUAUGGAUGAUUUUUUCAUGGGAAAAGAGAUCAAUAAUCCUUCCGAGCCGGCACCAUCUUCCGUGAGCAAUCUUAUGGAUAUGACAGGACUCGAUUUUCUCGAGCCCCAGACCAAGGCUCAGAACAACGAUAAGGUUGAAAAACAACAGUUUACCGAUACCGUUCCGUUCGGCACCGGUCAAGCCGAACCUUUCCAUUUGAUGCAAGAUGAAAUCACAAGCGAUUAUAUGAAUCCGUAUGCCGAGGUCCGUGCCAGCGCUACAGCUGAUCAUAACAAGCCAAAAAUCGAUGAGCCAUUCGGCCAGUCUGCCGUUUCGGAUAGUGUGGAAAAGGAGGACAUUUUCAACGCCUUCGAUAGUCACAAGAAAGAGGACCAUUUUGCACCCGAACCAACCAAAUUGAACGAACCAUUAGCGCCGGCCGCCGUCCCGGAGCCCGCUCCAGUUGUACAGCCACCACCUCCAGCCGCACCCAAAGUUGUACCUGCUGCGAAGCAACCGGAGCCGAAACCAAAUCCACCGGCUGAGACGGUUUCUACCAAGCAAGCAGCAGCCCCAGCAGCGGCGGCGGAUGAGGAGUGCAUCGAAGCCGAGAAAAUCUUCAAGCAGUUCGGUUUGGAUGCUUGGUUCAAGCCGGAAAAAUUGCACCCGAAAGUCAGCCAGCAGCCGGAGAUUAAAAAUCUUACCUGCGCUAUGGCCAUGCCACUAUGGGGCACAAGCUAA